Messenger RNA from Linnemannia hyalina, 399 nucleotides. NCBI's taxonomy places the organism in Eukaryota, Fungi, Mortierellomycota, Mortierellomycetes, Mortierellales, Mortierellaceae. The record is from the annotation of a GenBank genome assembly.
AUGCGGGGUCGUCAGGUACCGAGGCCAGUACCAAAACACUGGUGGCCCCCUUCGGAUGCGGAUCAUGUACGAGGAUUUUCCUCUAUCGGUGGAGCUCGAGCUGUUCACAGCGGUAGUCCUGCUCCCGAUCGAGACGAGAACCCAAUGUGGAACGUGUCGGAUCUCCUCCGUAGCAUCACUCCGAUGAGCAUGUUGACUGAAUGGUCCGCGGUCUUCCCGACCCCAAUGUCCAUCGCCAAGACGGUCUUUCACAAGUUUGUUGGCUACCUGGAGGUGCAGGUCUCGGAGCUGAUCUGGAAACCUCGGUGCUCCGCGACAAUCGCGUGGGAGCAGACCCAGGGUAUCUCUGCCAAGAACAAGACAUCCAAGUACACAGGCCCCCGAGAGUACAAAUUUUAA